CGCGCACCAUUUCUUCCCACCCGCUGCUGCUUCCUCGCCUUUCCGAUAAGAAGCUUCGCCGUCUCCUCCUCCUCUUUCCCUUCCUCCGCCGCUCCAUCAAAAAAUCUCCACAAGGCUUAAGCAGAGGGAGGGUGAGGGAUUAGAAACAAACAACCCUUCGGAGAAAAUCACGAGAGGCUUCCCGAGGGCAAAGUCUCCGAUUCAUUCAGGUCCGACUCGAUCGGCGAUCCGACGAAGCUCGAGCAGGUGAGGGAGACGGACUCGGACUCGGAGCACGGAACCGGUAUAUUAGGGAGGCUGAAGAGGGAGCUUGAGAGGGGGUCUAGCCUUAAGCUCGAACGCGGGGUGGUGGUUGUACCAGCAGCAGCAGGGAAUCAUGGACUCGGAGCACUGGAUCUCGAGCCUCGCCGCCGCCAAGCGGUUCUACGCGGCGCAGCUCGGUCACGUCGACGAUAUGGCGGGGAUUGGAAUGGAGGAGGUGGAGAUGGAGAUGGAGGAUGAUGGCGAGGGCAUGGAGCUGGAGCUGGAGAUGCAGCUGGAGGAGGCGACGUGGCCGGACGUGGCCUGCCCCUACUGCUACGAGGACCACGACAUCGCGUCCCUCUGCGCCCACCUCGAGGAGGACCACCCCUACGAGCCCCACACCUCGCCCUGUCCCAUCUGCUUCGAAAAGAUUACAAGAGAUAUGUUAAAUCAUAUCACCAUGCAACAUGGUUACUUGUUCAAGAGUGGUCGCAGGAUGCGCAGAUUCGAUAUUCCCGAGAGCCAGGCACUUUCUUUACUGAGCCGAGAUCUGCGGGAUGCUCAGUUACAGGCACUUCUAGGAGGUGGUCAUCGUCAGCGAAGAAGCAACACUACUGCCACAAACAUUUCUGCUGAUCCUCUGCUUUCUUCGUUUGGCCUGGGCUUCUCAACAUUGGAUUCAGAGGAACGAUCAAAAGCACCAGUUCCUAUUCCUGAUGAUACAUCAAUUCAUAAGGAUACUCCUGCUCAGCCAUGGGAAUCAAGGAUCGACUCAUCGCUCACGAGUGAGGAAAGGGAACAAAAGCGGAAACAAGCCACUGACAGAGCAACCUUUGUGCAAGGCCUGGUGCUCUCCACUUUAUUUGAAGACUGACUGUUCAAGUAGCCCUAGUUUUUCUUGCUAGAUGCAUGUUUCCUCUCGCUGGUUCCCAUAAAAGCGCAAUGUUCCACCUGAUUUGGUGAAUCUGAUUUCGUCAACAGUGAGAUGGAUGUGCUUCUGGUGCCCCGUUGUUCUUUCGCUUCAGUAAAGCGCGAAGUUGAUUUGGGCAUGAUACACACCUUAAUUUAUGUCAGCUGCCCUGUACCAUUGCUUUUUAUGAAUUAACGGGUAGCCACACCUUGACUGUAACUCGUUGUUGUACCUCUCCAUACUGUCUAGGAACAUUGGUUUGUACAAACAUAAAAGCUGUUACAUGUUGUACAAUGCAAAGGCAAAUGCAGAAGCACCGUUUAUAUCGAAUCAA
Messenger RNA from Oryza sativa Japonica Group (Japanese rice), 1487 nucleotides. The record is from RefSeq and is a predicted model, not a curated record. NCBI's taxonomy places the organism in Eukaryota, Viridiplantae, Streptophyta, Magnoliopsida, Poales, Poaceae.